AUGAGAGGACCAACGAUCCUCAAAGCUGAGGAUGAUAAGACGCGACAGCUGAGUCAACAUACCCUGAUGGCAUAUUCUGGAGAGGCAGGAGACACAGUGCAAUUCGCCGAAUACAUCCAAGCCAACAUUGCUCUAUACACAAUGCGGAACGACACCGAACUGCGUCCUAAGGCCGUUGCCAACUUUGUUCGAGGAGAAUUGGCCCGGAGUCUGAGAUCACGGAAUCCUUACACAGUCAACCUUCUGCUGGGAGGGGUUGACACCAUAACCCAAGAGCCUCACUUGUAUUGGAUUGACUACCUUUCUGCCCUCGCUCCAGUACCUUAUGCCGCACAUGGCUAUGCCCAGUACUACUGCUUAUCCAUUCUCGACAAACACCACCACCCUGAUAUCUCUCUCGAGCAGGGCAUGAAACUUUUACAGCUCUGCACGGACGAGCUCAAGCGUAGACUACCAAUCGACUACAAGGGGGUACUUGUAAAGGUCGUCACGAAGGAUGGUGUUGAGGAAGUACAGGUCGAUAAUGACAGAAUAGUCAAGUGCGCUUAG
Messenger RNA from Aspergillus clavatus NRRL 1, 549 nucleotides. RefSeq names its product proteasome core particle subunit beta 4 (gene pre1). Gene Ontology annotation, cellular component: nucleus; cytosol; proteasome core complex, beta-subunit complex. The coding region runs from base 1 to 549 and encodes 182 amino acids. NCBI's taxonomy places the organism in Eukaryota, Fungi, Ascomycota, Eurotiomycetes, Eurotiales, Aspergillaceae. The record is from RefSeq and is a predicted model, not a curated record. Gene Ontology annotation, biological process: proteasomal protein catabolic process. The transcript is spliced from 4 exons. Gene Ontology annotation, molecular function: peptidase activity.